Molecule: messenger RNA, 1998 nt
Organism: Scatophagus argus
Lineage: Eukaryota; Metazoa; Chordata; Actinopteri; Scatophagidae
Gene: rgp1
Product: GP1 homolog, RAB6A GEF complex partner 1
Exons: 9
Coding region: 371-1531 (386 amino acids)
Biological process (GO): retrograde transport, endosome to Golgi
Cellular component (GO): Golgi membrane; Ric1-Rgp1 guanyl-nucleotide exchange factor complex
Source: RefSeq, a predicted model, not a curated record
UUUUUUAGAUGGCCGAACAAAAAACAUUACCUGAAAUUCUGCGCUGGUGUUUUCGUCUUUAAAACAUAUUUUAAUUUUUGAUUUUUAUACCCCUGUGACGGUAAACAGAAACUAAACUUCAAAAUAUUCACGUUUUAUGAUAGUUAUUUUUUAUUCUUCAAAAGUUUUAUUUUCUUUGGUUUGUGAUUGGUCGUACAGCAGCGGAUAUCGUUGUUUACUGUAGCUGGAAUGCUAGCUAACUACUUACGCUAUGUGUAGUUCUUCUGGAAAGACGGUCAAUUUUUGUAUUAUUCUAUUUGAAAAGUACAGUUAGGUGCGUUUUGGAAUAAGACAUCGUCGCUGUCUUGCCAUAGUAUCGUUUGAGGCCAAGAUGAUCGAGGUGGUGGCCUCCAUGGCCCGAGGCCCCGUGUUUCUCGCCGGGGAGCUCAUGGAGUGUCUCAUAACUUUCACCAAUCCAAUGUCUCACCUCUCUACCUCUGCCAGCAGUGAGAUGCUGGCAUGGGCUAGUGCCCAGAUCCACUGUCAGUUUCAUGCCAGUGAGAGCAGAGUGGCCCUGCCUGCACAGGGCAACAAACAGGAUGUCCAGGCUGAGAGUGACACAGUACUCAUUCCAAGCAGAGGAGAGCGAGGGCAAUGUGUGCUGGAUACUCCACCUAAGAUACUAUUCUGUGACCUGCGCCUGGACCCUGGGGAGAGCAAAACCUAUUCAUACAGUGAGAUCGUACCUAUAGAUGGUCCUCCAAGUUUCCGUGGUCAGGCAGUGAAGUAUGUCUAUAAACUGACCAUCGGCUGCCAGAGAGUCAACUCUCCCAUCAAACUGCUCAGAGUUCCCUUCAGAGUGCUGGUAUUGCAAGGCAUGCCAGAGCCUCCAUUUCCCCAGGAUGAGGAGGUCUCUCCCUCCAACCCGUUCCUGGAGGAAGAGGAGGCGAGCCGCAGGGAUGCUCGGCCUUUGGAGAGGGCACUGGACUUGCUGAUGGUUACCACCUCAAGACGCUGCUCCCAUAUGUUUAAUAUCACCAAUAUGCGUGGAAAAGUCGCAAAGUUCUGCAUCUUUAAGAGUGUGUACAGACUUGGGGAGGACAUCAUCGGCACGUUCAACUUCUCAGAGGGCGACAUUCCCUGCUUGCAGUAUUCAGUGAGCCUUCAGAGUGAGGAGGAGAUCCAGCAGCAGUACCAGCGGCGUCCCGGGCAGGCUGUCAGUGUGACUGGGCACGGACGACACCUGGAGUCCUGCCUCCACACAGCUUCCAGCCACUUCUCCCUCCCCAUCCCCCUCAAUGUCACUCCGGGUUUCAGCACAGACAUAGUGACCCUGAGGUGGCGCCUGCACUUUGAAUUUGUCACAGCCCAGGAGCCGAUGGAACCACCCACAGUUCUGCAGAACCAGUCCGAGGUCACAGUUUGGACGGGGACAGAGCAUGUCGAAGUGGAUACCUUCAGCUGGGAUCUGCCAAUCAAAGUCCUGCCCACCAAUCCGGCCUUGGCCUCCUACAUGUCCCACUUUACAGGAACCAACAGCAUUAAUAUUUGACUGCUGCACGUGUGAGACUGUGAACGUAUUUCUGAUGGUAUGUGUGGAUGUUUGAAUGUGUAUGUGAGUGCGUUUUUUUUUCUUUUCCAGAUGAGAAAUAUCAGCACGGAGGUGCACAUUUCAGGAACAAAGGAACAUUUUUUGUUGUUGUUGUUUCUAUUGUCUAUGCAGAGCUAGUGAUGGGUUCCAUAUGUAAAGUAUCCAAAUGUCUUUUUCAGAGUUCCUUCUUGGACCUUAUUGACUUUAUGGAGUGAAAUUCUCUGUGGUUGCUGUGCUUUUUUUGUAUUUAUUUCUUCUCUUUUAUUCAUGCACACACUUUUUCUUUUUCAUUUUAUGAAACAGCUGUUUCUUACCCAAACUAUUUUUACUUUUUAACGUUUUUUUUCUUUCAGCUUGAGCAAAUACUGUAUUGAAAUGUAAAUACUACAAGAGAAAAAUGGAUUAAAAGUGUGAUUUUAAAUUUGACA